Molecule: messenger RNA, 1045 nt
Organism: Cuscuta campestris
Lineage: Eukaryota; Viridiplantae; Streptophyta; Magnoliopsida; Solanales; Convolvulaceae
Source: the annotation of a GenBank genome assembly
AAACUGAAAAAAUGAAACUUUUGAAUAAACACGGAGUAAAAUGAAUUGGGGAGGGUCAUAAGUGAAAGUGAGACUCCGCCGCCUCCUGAGUCUCUGUUUCAUCGCCGAUCGACAUCGCCGAUGCCAUCUCUCCGGUGACCACUCUUCAGGUGGGGUGCAGACCUCCUUCCCCUAAAUUGCCAAUUUAGGCAACCCAGAUCAGCAAUUUAAGAAGUGGGGUGCAAGAAGUCAGGAAAUGGAUUUUGAGAAUCGUCCUUCACCGCAGCUGACGCCGGUGGCCGCAGUGCAGUUCCAAGAAGGCAUUUUCCUGGUGCUCUCUAGAUGGACUUCUCUGCAGAUGGCCGUCGCAGAGGAGUGGGGCGGCCCCACAUCUCGUAAGAAGUCCGAGGAUCUCGUUGUACGCAUCUUCUCCAUGUUUGCCCAGUCUAAAGAAACGCUACACGUCAAUGAUUUGGAGGACUUUCUCGACGAAUUCAUGGUUUCUAAUUUCAGUGCCGAGCUCGAGGAUGGAAGUAUUGAGGAGGUUGCAGAAAAGUUGAUGAUUAUGCACGGGGAAUGUGCAGAAGGUAACUUCAGUACAAUUAAUGAUCUGAAGGCGACAAAUCUUGUGAGUUCCUCUGUCUCUUAUAGAAGACAGGAGGUUUGCGGUGAAGAAGAAGAUGAUAUUGAUAGUGAUGUUGAUAGUGAUAGUGUUGUUGAUGGCGAGAACGAUUUGUUGGGAAAGGAUUCUUCAGAUAUGGCAGUAGAUUCUUUUGCACAGCAAACAUGUAUGGACCAAAGAGAGAUGAUGGUGGAUGAACCAGUUGCGGGCAUCACAACCGAAGACGGGUGGACAGUUGUAUCUUCAAGGAAAAGAAAUGGUAAAAAAACUUAAUCCGAAUUCGAAAUGGUCUGUUUAUUGUUGUUUUAUACCAAUUUGGGAGAGUACUUGCAUUGCUAUUCUGCUUAACUAGCCUUUAUGUUAUGAUUAGAUAUGUAGAUGUGGUUUUUUGUUCACAUAUGUUCUCUUGAAGUCUUAGGGUCUCAUUAAAGGAUCAAUUUUUUG